Messenger RNA from Glarea lozoyensis ATCC 20868, 1014 nucleotides. RefSeq names its product S-adenosyl-L-methionine-dependent methyltransferase. Gene Ontology annotation, biological process: rRNA methylation; box C/D sno(s)RNA 3'-end processing. Gene Ontology annotation, cellular component: small-subunit processome; nucleolus; box C/D methylation guide snoRNP complex. The coding region runs from base 1 to 1014 and encodes 337 amino acids. Gene Ontology annotation, molecular function: rRNA methyltransferase activity; RNA binding; histone H2AQ104 methyltransferase activity. The record is from RefSeq and is a predicted model, not a curated record. Lineage: Eukaryota; Fungi; Ascomycota; Leotiomycetes; Helotiales; Helotiaceae. The transcript has 4 exons.
AUGGCAUACACACCUAGAGGAGGCGGAGGACGUGGAGGGGGUGAUCGCGGUGGCCGCGGUGGAUUUUCUCGAGGUGGUGGCGGCGAUCGUGGAGGUCGCGGUGGAUUUUCUCGUGGUGGAGGUCGAGGUCAGUUUUACAUUCCUUCACAAGCUCCUGCGGCAAUUGAAGGAGGUCGAGGCGAUAGCAGAGGCGGAGCUCGAGGUGGCAGAGGUGCUCCAAGAGGCGGUCGCGGAGCACCAAGAGGAGGCAGAGGGGGUGGAGCUGGAGCCAGAGGAGGCGCAAAGACAAUUAUUGAACCCCAUCGCCAUGCGGGUAUUUUUGUCGCGCGUGGAAAGGAAGAUAUGUUGGUCACCAAGAACUUCUGUCCUGGAGAAUCAGUUUACGGCGAGAAACGUAUCAGUGUUGAAAAUUCUGGCGGCUUGAACGAGGACGGUACACCAAAUGUCACAAAGACAGAAUACCGAGUUUGGAAUCCUUUCCGUAGUAAGUUGGCAGCUGGUGUUCUGGGUGGUCUCGACGAGAUUUUCAUCAAGCCCGGUUCGAAAGUCCUUUACCUCGGCGCUGCAUCUGGAACAUCUGUAUCUCACGUCGCGGAUAUCGUUGGACCAACCGGAACAGUCUUCGCUGUCGAGUUCUCCCACCGGUCUGGACGUGAUCUUAUCAACAUGGCCACUCACCGCACAAAUGUUAUCCCAAUCAUAGAAGAUGCCCGUCAUCCUCUUAGAUACAGAAUGUUGGUGUCUAUGGUUGAUGUUAUCUUCGCCGAUGUUGCCCAACCGGAUCAAGCGCGUAUCGUUGGAUUGAAUGCACAUUUAUUCUUGAAGAUCGGUGGAGGUGUUGUCAUCUCAAUCAAGGCGAACUGUAUCGAUAGUACAGCGCCUGCCGAGCAAGUUUUUGCAAGAGAGGUUCAAAAACUCAGAGAUGAGAGAAUGAAGCCGUUGGAACAGUUAACUCUCGAACCUUUCGAGAGAGAUCAUUGCGUCGUUGUUGGUCGCUAUGUACGAUCCACCUAA